UGAUAGGCAGUGUGUUCUUCAGAAGAUCCCUACUCCAGGAGUCAAAAUAGCAUGAAAUUUAAUUUUACGCCUAUUUGACAAAGCUUGAUUUCGCCUCCAAUCAGCGGGGAGAUAAGAGCCCUCGGCACAAGUGCGCGAGCAGUUUGGCAGCUGGGGCUGCCGAUUUAAUAGCUGAAUUUACAGGAACAACACUUGAAAAUCCCCUGGCUAGUGAACCAUUAAGCUACCAAAUAUUUGCCAGCCGUCAGCUCGCUGCUCCGCUAUAAAUACUUCAGGCCCAGGUGGAGGGACGGGAAGGGGGAGCAGCGCGGGAGCCUAUGCAUGGCCGGGCGGCAGCGCCAAGGGUGAGCCUGGGCCCCGCGGUGCCCCUGCGUGCUGACAUGGCUGCAGGCAUCAUCCGGCCGCUGGCCGAGCUGCGCCUGCCCUCGCCCUUCCCGCACAGCCUGCUGCUGCCCAUGCGCCCCGAGCCCGACUUCCCCGACCUCUCCGAGGAAGAGGAUGAGGAGGAGGAGGAUGAAGAGGAGGCAGCGGAGGAGAGCGUGAGGCCGGAGCCGCCCGUCCCCAGCACCGCUGAGACCACGCUGCGGCUCCUCAAGUUCUCGGAGCUCAUCAGCUGCGACAUCCAGCGGUACUUCGGGCGGCGGGGCCAGGAGGAGGCCGCCGACAGCCGCGGCGUGCCCGAGGACUGCGGCUCACCCCGGCGCGCCGAGCCCCAGCCCGAGGCGCCGCGGGGCAGCCCUGGGGCCGUGCACAGGCUGGGGCCGCUGGCCGAGCUCUUCGAGUACGGCGUGCACCGGUGCCUGCCGCCCCGGGCGGCCAGCGGCAAGACGCAGCGGCUAGAGAGGAAGUACGGCCACAUCACCCCCAUGCACCGGAGGAAGCUGCCGCCCUCCUUCUGGAGGGAGCCGGGCCCCGGCCCCGCCGGCCUCCUCCACGCCGGCACCCCCGACUUCAGCGACCUGCUGGCCAACUGGACGGUGGAGCCGGGGCCGGAGCUGGGCGCCGGGCGGGCGCUGCAGCCUGAGGCGGCGCGCCCGGGGCUGGAGGCCGAGCCCUUCGCCGGGCUGUGACCCCACCGUGGCCCCGGGGCCCCCAGCCCCGCCACGUGCCGCCCGGUUAAUGAUAAACCUGGCAGCAGCGGUGCCAGCGCCGGGCACCUGGAGCUGCUGGGGCAGAGCCGGCCGUGGGACGAGUGAAUAAAUGACUCCCGCCAGGCA
Messenger RNA from Strigops habroptila (Kakapo), 1217 nucleotides. RefSeq names its product proline and glutamate rich with coiled coil 1 (gene PERCC1). The coding region runs from base 318 to 1070 and encodes 250 amino acids. The record is from RefSeq and is a predicted model, not a curated record. Lineage: Eukaryota; Metazoa; Chordata; Aves; Psittaciformes; Psittacidae. The transcript has 3 exons.